CAGAGGCCGCUAAGGUUUCACUGUAAAGCACUUUAAUCAGCAGUUCAUUCACUAGAGAGAGAGAGCGGGGGGAAGUGAGGAGAGAUGGAGGGAGAGAAGGGGAAGAAGAAGAGAGUGAUGGUUACCUUUGAUGUGGACGGAACCCUAAUUCGGAGCAUCGGAUCCUCCUCCAAUCGUCUCCAUCGCCUGGCUUUCUCCCACGCUUUUCUCUCCGUCUUCAACAUUCCUGAUUCCACCAUUGAUGUCCUUCAGCAUCAUGGUCAAACAGAUCCCCUUAUUCUGGUGAACACGUGCGUGCACUAUGGCAUCCCUUCUGAUGUUGCUACUGAAAGAUUACCAGAUUUGAAGUCAAAGAUGAUUGAGUAUGCCAAGGAACACGCCAAAGAUAUAGGUGAAGGCCUUGAAGUUCUUCCUGGGGUCACUUCUUUGCUAGAGGCUUUAUCUUCAAAUAAUGUGGCUAUUGGCUUGGUUACUGGUAAUUUGGAAGAGAUUGGAUGGAUGAAGAUGGAGGGACUGGGUAUUCAACAAUAUUUCACAGUUCCAAAUUUUGGAGGAUUUGGAAGUGACCACACAGAUCGAGGAGAACUUGUGAAGAUUGCUGCUGCUAGGGCUGAGAAGCAGUUUCCUGGAGGAUUUGAUUUGCGUGUCCACAUUGGAGACACGCCUAAUGAUAUUCGAGCUGCUGAAUAUGGAGGAGCUUUAGCAGUAGGGGUGUGCACAGGGGUAUUCUCAGGAGAGGAGCUGAAGCAGGCAAGCAAUGGUAGUGCCAUUAUCCUCGCAGAUCUUAAAGAUACCGCAUCUUUCCUAAGGUUACUGGGCGUUGACGGCUGAUAUCUUCACUCUGUAUAAUAUUGAUAAAUGAUGUUUUAAUCCUUGUGUCUUCUCUCUGUAUAACAUUGAUAAAUGAUGUUUUAAUCCUUGUGUCUUCUCUUGAGCUGAAGACUUCAGUUUAUUAUUUUCAUUGAAGUUCUCUGAAGAUUAUUUGAUUUGUAUUUGUAGUAUAAGAUGUUUACGAACAAUAUGUGGUGUUAAGUCUGUUA
This is a messenger RNA of Asparagus officinalis (garden asparagus), 1040 nucleotides long. RefSeq lists its product as uncharacterized. Lineage: Eukaryota; Viridiplantae; Streptophyta; Magnoliopsida; Asparagales; Asparagaceae. Bases 85 to 831 code for a protein of 248 amino acids. The record is from RefSeq and is a predicted model, not a curated record. The transcript is spliced from 6 exons.